AUGCCAAACUUGGCGGAGCAGGCGAAGAUCACCUCGUCUACCAAGCCUCCCACCCCUGCUACUACUCUAUUGGAUCUUCCACCAGAGAUCUUAUGCAUGAUUGCGGUCCUGCUCGAUGAAGAACAGCUACCAACACUUCGCCUUAUCUCUAAGCAGGUCUGUUAUCGCUUUUCGGACAACUUCGCCAAGGUGAAGUUCGCUUAUCUUCACCACCAAAUCACGGAGCCAAGUCUACAGAAACUUAUCAAAAUCACCAGCCACGCAGUAUUCAGCAGAUACGUCAAAUGUAUUGAGUUCUCGACUGCACGCACCGAGAGCUCUUCGCAAGACACUUCAAAUCCCAUAUGCGAAGAAGACAGCGAAGAAGAUAGCGAAUCUCGCAAGUCUGGACGUCACAUUGCUAUGCUUGUCACUGCGCUGGAGAAUCUCAAGCAUCAUGGCAACCACCGUGUCAGUCUUGGAGUCUUUGACAAUCUCUACGGCUACAGGAUCAAGCUUUUACGUGCAAUCGACGACGUUCCAACUCGGUGUAGAACCUUAGGCCAUGGUUAUGUCAAAUCCGUUGACGCCCGAUCUAUGGAUGUCAAUCCGCAUCAAAUCAUGCUCGCUGUCCGCGACGCCGCCAUAAUCUCCAAAUACUCCUCACAGCAAUCAUUCUUUAGUUCAGCCUUCAAUUCGGACAAAUUGACCAACUUCAUGACGGAUGAUCAAGCCAAUGCCUUCCUCAUCAAGGGAUCAAAUCAGUUCAAGUCAAACUUGAUGCUUAGAUUCAUCGCGUUGCGCACGGUUGAGAACAACGUAAGCCAAAUUCGCGACCUCAAGGCCCAUUCCCUCACUGUCGAAGUCAAGACUGGUCCGUCACGCCUCCUCUCGCUGCAAGGUCAAAACAUCGCACUCGACAAGUGGGUUUUCUGGAGAGCUGUACGCACUGGUAGGCUCCUUCAAAAGUUACCAUCAGUCUUUUUGACAACAGAUNAUCAAACAUUCAUAUUGAAGGACUUGCAGUUAAAGAGCGAAGGCCUAAAUUCGCUAUGCUCAAGAACAAUGCAGCAGACUUUCGAGGGCCUAGAGAUCUCUAACAUGGGCGUUUGGAUUAGCAGAGACGCUAGCGAUCUUGGGCCAAUUACGUUCUUGAACAACUUCAAAGGACGCUCCAACAUCAAGAAAUUCAAGAUCUCGAACCUGAUCGUGAACGCAAAUUUCCGCGUGGCUCACAGAGGUGGCACGAGGAUCCCUCGGCCGCUCAGAUUGGCUGCUGAUGAGAUCGUUGCAGAAGGUCACGACCAAGUCCAGAGCGUUUUCGGCGACCUUAUCGCACAGAUUCUGACUUGGCGUGAACGCUUCACCAGAAACUGA
Messenger RNA from Aureobasidium musti, 1356 nucleotides. Lineage: Eukaryota; Fungi; Ascomycota; Dothideomycetes; Dothideales; Saccotheciaceae. The record is from the annotation of a GenBank genome assembly.